CUGCACUCCCCCACACCCACAUUAUGAGAGCUAUGCAGGGUACGGGCCUCUUGAGGGCUUGGUCGGCACUGGGUGCUGCGCCGCGGAACAGUGGUUGGUCGAUGGGCCAGGCUAUGGUGGUGGCUGGCUCGGCGAGGUGCUUCUCGGCAAGCUCUGCGACGGCGAGCUGGUUUGGUGGGAGUGGGAGCGAGGAGGAGACGGCCGGCGCGACGGGCGCGGGCAACGCAGGUGUGGCCUCGCUGCCGGAUGCUGGCGGUGAGAGCGUGGGCGGCGAGGCGAUGACGGAUUUGGCGACGACGAUGGCGUCGGCAGAUGGCGUGGAGGAGGUUGUGAACGGGCUGAUCAACCCGGGCGGCUUCUCGCCGAUCUACUGGGCGUGCGAUGGGCUGCAGGCGCUGCAGGCUGCGUCGGGACUUCCGUGGUGGGCGACGAUUGUGGCGACGACGGUGGCGGUGCGGACGGCGCUCCUGCCGUUUGCCAUCAAGCAGAUGAAGUUUACCGGGCGAGUCCAGCAGGUCCAGCCGAAGAUCCAGUACCUGACAGCCAAGAUGAAGGAGCACACGCCGGGCUCUGAGCUGCACAACAUGUACGCCAUCCAGCUGCGUGAUCUCGUGCAGAAGCACGACGUGAACCCGCUCAAGAUGUUCAUGUUCCCGCUCAUCCAGGCACCGGUCUUCAUCUCGAUGUUUAUGGCGCUGCGGCGGCUUGCCGAGAACGGCACCUUUGUCGAUGGCCUCACGUCCGGCGGCGCCCUGUGGUUCAGCGACCUCUCGGCAGCGGACCCGUACUACGUGCUCCCGCUGGUGGCCGGUGGCUCGUUCCUGGCCACGGUCGAGCUUGGCGCCGAGAUGCCGAACGUGCAGCAGCGGUCGACGAUGAAGAACGUCAUGCGCGGCCUGGCGGUCGUCAUGGUGGCGGCGACGUACUCGUUCCCGGCCUCGGUCUUUAUGUACUGGAUCAGCUCCAACUCGUUCUCGCUGGCGCAGGCUAUGGCCUUCCGCGUUCCGGGCGUCAAGGACGCGCUUGGCAUCCCGCCGCCGCCGGACCCGUCCAAGGCGCCGCCGAUGCCGGCGUCGGCCGGGGCCCAGGACGCCGGCUCGGCCUUCCAGGAGCUCAAGGACGCGUUCAACAAGCAGAAGAGCCUUCGCGACGAGAUCAAGUCGCGGACCGAGGCCCGUGAGGCCCGCAAGACGGCCGCCGACGAGCCGGCCGCCGCUGUCGCCUCGGCCGCCACCGGCCUCGACUCGGCCAACGCGCUGCACGCCGAGCCGGCUCCGGUCACCGACGUUCGCCCGGCCAUGACGGCCGCCGAGAUGCUGGCCGCUGGCGCGGCGACGCCGCCGGCCGCCACCGCCUCCGCGCAGCGCGUGAUCAAGCGCGGCGGAACUCGCCACAACCCAACCAAGACCCGCGCCAAGGGCCGGUCGUACGGCCGCAAGCGCGGCAAGUAA
This is a messenger RNA of Thecamonas trahens ATCC 50062, 1451 nucleotides long. RefSeq names its product inner membrane protein OXA1L. Gene Ontology annotation, biological process: protein insertion into mitochondrial inner membrane from matrix; mitochondrial respiratory chain complex IV assembly. Gene Ontology annotation, cellular component: mitochondrial inner membrane. The transcript is spliced from 2 exons. The record is from RefSeq and is a predicted model, not a curated record. Gene Ontology annotation, molecular function: membrane insertase activity. The coding region runs from base 24 to 1451 and encodes 475 amino acids. NCBI's taxonomy places the organism in Eukaryota, Apusomonadida, Apusomonadidae.